UUCGCUUCUCUGGUUCCUGUUUGGUAAGCAUGGAGUUCGAGGGCGAGGGGGCAUUGGUGUCGGUGUCGGCGAUGGUGAAGGAGACGACAGGGUGGACGAGCCUACCAGAUGCCUACGCUGUGGAAUUAGCGCAAAUGCAACGCCUCAUAUGCGUCGUGGACCGAUGGGACGGCGGACUUUAUGCAAUGCAUGUGGAAUAGCAUGGGCAAAGGGAAAAUUGAGAAAAGUUAUUGAUUCUGACACCCCCAUAGAUGAUGUUCCUGUUGCAAAAAUGGUGCCUGAAGUCGGCAUGGAAUUUGACAAUGAAGACAAAGCAUAUGAAUUUUAUAACAGGUAUGCUGGACACAUCGGCUUUAGUGUUCGUAAGAGUUCAUCGGACAAAUCAGCUGACAACAUCACAAGAUCAAGGACCUUUGUAUGCUCGAGGGAGGGUUUCCGUAAGGACAAAAAAGGAGCUAAUAAAGUUAAGAGGCCAAGGCCAGAAACAAGAAUAGGAUGCCCCGCACGGAUGAUAAUUAAGAUUACAUCCUAUAAUAAAUAUCGCAUUGCUGAAUUUGUAGCAGACCAUAACCAUCAGCCAGCACCCCCAUCAACCAUGCAUAUGCUGAGAUCUCAGAGGGUGCUUACUGAGGUACAAACAACUGAAUGCAAUUCCUCAGAAGAUUCCACAACACCGUCAAGGUUUUCUGGUGGCUCUUUAGGACAGCAGGCAGGAGCUUUUAGAAAUGUUAAUUUCCUCCCUGCAGAUUACAGAAGUUCCCUUUGUUCAAAGCGUACGAAAAAUAUGCAACCUGGUGAUGCAGGAGGUGUUGUGAAGUACCUGCAGAGCAUGCAGCUAAACAAUCCGUCUUUCUUUUAUGCUGUCCAGCUUGAUGAGGAUGACAAACUGACCAACAUUUUCUGGGCCGAUUCCAAAUCUAGAGUUGAUUUCAGCUACUUCAGUGACGUGGUUUGUUUGGACACAACCUACAAGAUAAAUGCACAUGGAAGGCCAUUAACUCUCUUCCUUGGAGUGAAUCAUCACAAGCAAAUCUCCAUAUUUGGUGCUGCUUUGCUUUAUGAUGAAUCAGUGGAAUCGUUCAAGUGGUUGUUUGACACGUUCAAGAUUGCUACAGAUGGAAAGCAGCCAAAAACAAUCUUGACAGAUCAAUCAAUUGCAGCAAGUGCUGCCAUAAGCGCAGUAUGGCCAAGUACAAUUCACUGUCUUUGCCCAUGGCAAGUGUACCAAAACACUGUCAAACACCUUAAUCACAUCUUCCAAGGCUCUAAAACAUUUGCAAAGGAUUUCAGCAGAUGUGUUUAUGAUUAUGAGGAUGAAGAGGGUUUCUUGGUAGGAUGGAGAACCAUGCUAGAGAAGUAUGAUCUAAGAAACAAUGAAUGGCUUCAUAAGUUAUUCGAAGAUCGAGAUAAAUGGGCAUCAGCGUACAAUCGACAUGUAUUCACCGCAGAUAUAAAUGGUUCAUUGCAGUUAGAGUGUGUUAGCAAUGUCUUGAGAAAGUACUUGAGUCCACAGUUUGAUUUUUUGUCUUUCUUCAAGCACUAUGAAAGAGUGUUGGAUGAGCAUCGCUAUGCAGAGCUACAAGCUGAUUUUCAUGCAAGCCAAAGCUUCCCGAGAAUACCUCCCUCGAAAAUGCUGAAACAAGCUGCCAACAUAUACACACCUGUGGUUUUUGAAAAAUUUCGCAGAGAGUUUGAGAUGUUUGUGGAUUCAGUGAUCUACAGUUGUGGGGAGUCGGGAACUGCAUCGGACUAUAGAGUAGCAGUAACAGAUAGACCUGGGGAACACUAUGUUAGGUUUGACUCCAGUGACUUAUCUGUAGCUUGCAGUUGUAAAAAAAUCGAAUCAAUGGGUAUCCAGUGUUGCCAUGUGCUGAAAGUCCUUGAUUUCAGAAAUAUAAAGGAGUUGCCACAAAAAUAUUUGAUGAGAAGAUGGACGAAGGAUGCAAAGUCUGCAGACAGAGGCAAUCAAGAGUUCUUGAGUGAUGGCGCUUUGCAAACUCCAAGCUCUCGUUUAAAUGUCCCUGUGCCAAUUAUAAAUCAACCACAAUCACACUUAAAUAAUGACCAUGACCAUGCCGCUUCUGUUUCUAGCUUCGGCCACCAAGCCCUUCAGGGAAAUGCCAAUGGAAACCAGGCAGAAUCAUGUCAAGCACGGCGCAUUCCUCACGUCACCGCACACGAAACAGUCAAAUCGCAGCGCAAAUGUACCGUUGCUGAUCCUGGCUCAGGCACCUGGCAGUAGAAAAGGGACACAGCGCGCGGCGUCGUGCCCAAGGGCCGUGCCGUCUGUCCGGCGACUGCCGACCAAGCGGCGAGCAUCGGGAGCUACACCCGAGAGCGGGAACCCCUUUUUAUCAUCGGACCCAACGCCACCUCCUGGAGCUGCGACCAUGGCCGACUUCUCCUUCUCCCGCUCCGGCCCGCAGCCGCAAGGG
Messenger RNA from Triticum dicoccoides, 2435 nucleotides. RefSeq names its product protein FAR1-RELATED SEQUENCE 5-like. The record is from RefSeq and is a predicted model, not a curated record. Gene Ontology annotation, biological process: regulation of DNA-templated transcription. Lineage: Eukaryota; Viridiplantae; Streptophyta; Magnoliopsida; Poales; Poaceae. The transcript has 5 exons. Bases 149 to 2242 code for a protein of 697 amino acids. Gene Ontology annotation, molecular function: zinc ion binding.